CUUCCUAUAGCAACCAAAUUGCUCUCUCUUUUCGCUGCUGCGGAGUGCGAGAAAAGAGGAAGAGGAGAAGAAGCGAUGGCGAUGGUAAGCUUGGCGAGGCGAAGGGCCAGAGAUCUCUUCCGAACCGAAGCGGUGCGGCGAGCCUCCGUGUUCUGCCGGGGGUUCGCGGGCGCAGCGGGGGACGAGAACGACGUGGUGGUGAUAGGCGGCGGCCCUGGUGGGUACGUGGCGGCGAUCAAGGCCGCGCAGUUGGGUCUCAAAACGACGUGCAUCGAGAAGAGGGGAAGCCUCGGAGGCACCUGCCUCAACGUUGGCUGCAUCCCUUCAAAGGCUCUCCUUCAUUCCUCUCAUAUGUAUCAUGAAGCUAAGCAUGCAUUCCCAAGUCAUGGUGUUAAGUUCGCUCAACUUGAAAUUGACCUACCUGCCAUGUUGGCACAAAAAGAUAAAGCCGUCUCUGGUCUCACUCGAGGUAUUGAAGGCCUCUUCAAGAAGAACAAGGUAAACUAUGUCAAAGGUUCGGGCAAGUUCAUUUCACCUUCAGAAGUCUCUGUUGACACCCUUGAUGGAGGAAACACAGUUGUCAAAGGCAAAAACAUCAUCAUUGCCACUGGUUCUGAUGUCAAAUCUCUCCCUGGAAUUACUAUUGAUGAGAAAAAAAUUGUUUCUUCCACUGGGGCUCUAUCUUUGUCUGCCAUCCCAAAGAAAUUGGUGGUGAUCGGUGCAGGCUACAUUGGUUUGGAGAUGGGAUCAGUUUGGGGACGGCUUGGUUCUGAAAUCACUGUUGUUGAGUUUGCACCUGAUAUAGUACCUUCGAUGGAUGGUGAGGUAAGGAAGCAGUUCCAGCGCAUGCUUGAGAAGCAGAAAAUGAAGUUCAUGCUGAAGACGAAGGUUGUUGGGGUUGAUACGUCAGGGGAUGGGGUGAAGUUGAUAGUGGAACCUGCAGCUGGAGGUGAACAGAGCACGCUCGAGGCAGAUGUUGUUCUUGUGUCUGCUGGUCGAAUCCCUUACACAGCAGGUCUUGGACUUGAGACAAUUGGUGUGCAAACCGAUAAGGCAGGAAGGAUCACAGUUGACAAGCAUUUCAAGACCAAUGCGCCCGGAGUAUAUGCCAUUGGUGAUGUUAUACCAGGUCCUAUGCUCGCCCACAAGGCAGAAGAAGAUGGAGUUGCAUGCGUAGAGUUCAUCGCUGGUAAGGAAGGUCAUGUCGACUAUGACAUGGUUCCAGGAGUGGUGUACACUCAUCCUGAGGUGGCUUCAGUCGGCAAGACAGAGGAGCAAGUGAAGUCCCUCGGGGUGGCAUACCGAGUUGGCAAGUUCCCAUUCAUGGCCAACAGCCGUGCAAAGGCUAUCGACGAUGCGGAUGGGUUAGUUAAGAUACUAGCCGAGAAAGAGACCGACAAGAUUCUCGGCGUCCACAUUAUGUCACCUAAUGCAGGGGAGCUCAUCCAUGAAGCUGUCCUGGCCCUCCAAUAUGGAGCCUCAAGCGAAGACAUUGCUAGAACAUGCCAUGCGCACCCGACAAUGAGCGAGGCUGUGAAGGAAGCUGCAAUGGCAACCUAUGACAAGCCCAUUCACAUAUAACCAGCUGCUACUUGCCAGAUUAUGAUCCUUGCAAGCCUUUGAAAUAAUUUAUCGACUUUGGGCAGAAAAAUACAUUUGAAUUUGUAUUGCUUGAGGCUCUUAGAUUAUUUGUUCAUGCUUCAUAGUUUCUGUUGUUUACUGCAAUUGGGACAUGCCCUUGGAGAACUUAUAUUUAAAAGCCAGUGGACAAUGCUGGUGCCUGCUUUGCAAUGGGUGAUAUUUUCCCUCAUCA
Messenger RNA from Zingiber officinale, 1813 nucleotides. Its product is annotated as dihydrolipoyl dehydrogenase 1, mitochondrial-like. Gene Ontology annotation, cellular component: oxoglutarate dehydrogenase complex; mitochondrion. The transcript has 2 exons. The coding region runs from base 76 to 1581 and encodes 501 amino acids. Gene Ontology annotation, molecular function: dihydrolipoyl dehydrogenase (NADH) activity; flavin adenine dinucleotide binding. The record is from RefSeq and is a predicted model, not a curated record. NCBI's taxonomy places the organism in Eukaryota, Viridiplantae, Streptophyta, Magnoliopsida, Zingiberales, Zingiberaceae.